Gloeophyllum trabeum ATCC 11539 is the source of this 1647-nucleotide messenger RNA. RefSeq names its product MFS general substrate transporter. The coding region runs from base 1 to 1647 and encodes 548 amino acids. Gene Ontology annotation, biological process: transmembrane transport. The transcript has 6 exons. The record is from RefSeq and is a predicted model, not a curated record. Lineage: Eukaryota; Fungi; Basidiomycota; Agaricomycetes; Gloeophyllales; Gloeophyllaceae. Gene Ontology annotation, molecular function: transmembrane transporter activity.
AUGACCUCCAGCCCCGCACUUGACCAAAAGGGUGCACAAGAGUCGGGGAAUCAGCUCGACGCUCUCAGCAAGAGGGAAAACAGUCCGGCUGAGCCACCCAAGGACGAGCUCGCGGGCGGUAACAGUCUUCCUAGCGGAUGGCCAUUGUUCAUGAUGGCGCUGGCCCUCUCGCUCGCCACCUACAUCGUUGCGCUAGACCAGACGAUCAUAUCACCUGCCACAGCUACAAUCACGGAUGACUUCCACGCUUUGCAAGAUGUCGGCUGGUAUGCUAGCGCUUACCUGCUGACUUCCACUGCUCUGCAGCCCUUGUUCGGUCGCCUAUACGGUUUCUUCAGUCUCAAACUGGUGUUCAUUGCAUCAACGGCUGUCUUCGAGAUAGGAUCUCUCAUAUGCGCCCUGGCCCGCAAUUCCCCUACGUUCAUAGUUGGACGUGCUAUUGCGGGGAUUGGCGUUGCCGGGGUCUAUAUCGGAGUGCUGGUGAUCGUCAGUGUGAUGAUGCCUCUGGAUCGCAAGUCACUCGCAGGUGGUCUCAUAGGCGCCAUCUAUGGCAUAGGCGCCAUUACGGGUCCUCUGAUCGGCGGUGCCCUAACAGCGAAAGUCACAUGGCGGUGGUGUUUCUGGUUGAAUCUGCCCAUUGGUGGAGUCACUCUGGGAAUCAUCUUCCUAUUCCUGCAUGAACCCCAUCGACCUCAAACAGAAAGCAUACCCCGUCGGCUCAUGUCUAUCGACUGGCUAGGUAUCACUCUGCUGCAUGGCUCAGUGAUCUCCCUCUUGAUCGCACUCCAAAAUGGAGGUGUUCGAGAUGCCUGGGGAGCCGGGGUGACGAUCGCUGAGCUCGUAGUCUUUGGCGUUCUUCUGCUUGGUUUCGUGGCGCUCCAAGUCUUCCUUGGAGAGCGCGCGGCCAUCCCGGUUCGUCUCCUCAAGAACCGGACAAUACUGGCCGCGACCACGCAUAACUUCGCCAUUGGCGCCACUUAUUUCUCUCUGGCGUACUUCUUGCCCAUCUAUUUCCAGGCUAUACUCGGGACUUCAGCACUUGGAGCUGGUAUCCAUACAUUGCCCCUCAUUGUUGCGGUCAUCAUUGCGACCAUCGCUGCCAAUGGAGCAGUGACGUUCGUCGGUUAUGUCCCGCCAUUCAUGAUCUUCGGGUCUACUCUGGCUUCUAUCGGCACUGGUCUGCUCCACUUGCUUAGCCCGACUACUAGCACUGGCAAAUGGAUCGGUUACCAGAUCAUAACUGGAGUAGGGGUAGGAACUACUUACCAACUUGCCUAUCUAGCAUCCCAGACUGUCUUAUCUGCAGCGGAUGUUGAAGUCGGUACUGCCAUCGUCAUCUUUUCACAGACGCUGGGCGGAUGUUUCUUUGUGUCUAUCUCCCAGUCCAUUUACCAAAACAGAUUUUUGAAGUAUCUCGCUGCUGUCCCUGGCGUCGACAUUCCUGCCGUGAUCGCUGGGGGGAUGACCACUUUCCGCGCGACCGUGCCGGAAAAUCUGCUGCCUCAAGUUAUCGUUGCGUCCAACCUUGCCCUGCGAGACGCUCUGGCUCCCUCAAUUGCUCUCGCCUGCCUAGCCUUCGUAGCGGCUCUCUUCAUCGAGUGGAAGUCUACCAAGGGUCAGAAAGGAGUUGUUGCGACUGCAGCUUAG